Molecule: messenger RNA, 1476 nt
Organism: Paramecium pentaurelia
Lineage: Eukaryota; Ciliophora; Oligohymenophorea; Peniculida; Parameciidae
Source: the annotation of a GenBank genome assembly
AAUGUAUAAGAAUUUAACAUCCUUGAUCCAGAAACCACUGUCAUUUCUUUUUAAUAGAACAAUAAAAUCAUUGGUGCUUCCGGGUAUGUUAUAGGAAUAUUAUUUCAAUUAGACUAAAAAACUAAAAGGAAAAGCAAGAAGUAAUCAGGUCUUUCUGCUCUUGAUGAAUUAUUAUUUAGGUAUACAAAACCUGACUAAUAAUUUCUUGAUGCUAAAUAUGGGUUUAAUGCUUAAUUUAUUGUAUAUGAAACUAAUACUAAAUAUUGUGAUCUAUCCAAAUCAUAUUCAGGUGAGAAUAAUGAAAGAUAGCAAAAUAAUUAUAAGAAUAUAGUUUUACCAUUGAUAAUGAUAUAUGGAUGCCAUCUAUAUAUGAAUGACGAAACUAAAUGCUUUUUUGGAUCCUCAUCUUUAAAAAAAAAUCAAUUAGAUUAAAGAGUUGUAUUACUUUAAUAUGCAGCAAACAAUCCUAUUGAAGAUAGAUACAAAGUAAAUUAGCUAAAGAAUAUUAAUGGCUAUGCAGUAAGUGUUUUUGAUGGACAUGGAGGUUGGUAAUUAGCAGAAUUAGCAAUGAAUAUCUUACAUGAGAAAAUUGAUCAUUAUGUGCUUAAAAAUCAAGAUAAAAUAUAGAAUUAAGAUGAUCUAAUAUAAUAAAGUAUAUCAUAAGCAUAUUCUGAUGUGGAAGAAGAAUUUUAUAAAGUUGCAUUACAAGCUUACAAUAUGGGAUUUCCAUCAGUUGCAAGAGUAGGAAGUUGUGCUCUGACUGCAAUUGUGGUUGGAAAUAAAGUCUAUAGUGCAAAUUUAGGAGAUAGCAAAGGAAUUAUUGUUAAUGUUAAUAAUAAAGGUAAAUUUAUUAUUAAUUUUUAUUAGCGAACGAAAAAGCAUAUAAGAAAAUUAAUCAUACAUUAAAUGCAAACUCAAAGAAAGAAUAAAGAAGAUUAAAAUCUGUAUUCUCAGAUGAUGAUAUUGUUGUAUGCAAAAGUGGAGACAAGAGUUGUUAUGUUAAAGGAAGAUUGUAACCAACUAGAUCAUUAGGGGAUUUCAGAUUGAAAUUCUAAGAGUUCAAUAAUCCUAAAAAUAUAUCUGAAGAUAAAGGAUAUUUGAAAUCUAUCUCGAAUUUUAAAGGACCUUAUAUUAGUGUAUUUAAUUUAAUUAUUUCUAGUCUACACCAGAUUAAUAGGUAUUCGAAAUUCAAAAAGGAGAUAGAUAUCUAGUUAUAGGUUCUGAUGGAUUAUGGGAUGAAUUAACAAAAUAAUAAAUCUCUAAAGUAUAAUUUUUCAAACUAUUGAUAGAUUGUUUAAAAGAAUUAAAAUAAUAAAGAUGAGAUUAUUAAACAUAUUUUUGAAGAAUCCCUUUCUCAUGCAGCCAAAUCCAAUAAAAUGUCUGAUGAAGAAAUUAAAAAGAUACCAUUAGGCAAAAGAAGAAAGUUGCAUGAUGAUAUCACUGUUAUUUUAGUUGAUCUAUAAGGUUAAGUUUGAG